AUGCCACCCAAACCCCUCACCAACCUCCCCAUCCACUUCGGACCCUUCCUCGUGACGCCGCAAGUCUUCCACAUAACGCCUCUUAGCUACGCGCUCGUGAACCUCAAGCCGCUGCUGCCAGGCCACGUGCUAGUGUGCCCUCGCCGCGUCGUUCCGCGCUUCACGUCCCUCACUCCCGCCGAGGUGACGGACCUCUUCUCCACCGUGCAACGCGUCUCGCGCGUCAUCGAGCGUGUCUACGGCGCGCAUGCGCUCAACAUUGCGAUUCAAGACGGUCGCGCUGCCGGUCAGAGCGUCGAACAUGUGCAUUGUCACGUUAUACCCCGGCGUGAUGCGGACAUGGACGCGAAGGGCGGUGGAGAUAAGCUAUACGAGAUGAUGGAAGGGGAGGAGGGAGAUGUCGGUGGUGAGUUGAAGAGGAGACAAAACGGAGAGAAGCAGGGAAGAUUUGUGGGCCCGGAUGCAGACAGGAAGCCGAGAAGUGAUGAGGAGAUGAGGAAGGAGGCCGAGUGGUUGGCGGAGGAGAUGGAGAAGGAGGUGGAUUGA
This is a messenger RNA of Lasiodiplodia theobromae, 546 nucleotides long. Its product is annotated as Hit domain protein. The transcript has a single exon. Bases 1 to 546 code for a protein of 181 amino acids. Gene Ontology annotation, molecular function: catalytic activity. NCBI's taxonomy places the organism in Eukaryota, Fungi, Ascomycota, Dothideomycetes, Botryosphaeriales, Botryosphaeriaceae. The record is from RefSeq and is a predicted model, not a curated record.